This is a messenger RNA of Pogonomyrmex barbatus (red harvester ant), 4678 nucleotides long. RefSeq lists its product as uncharacterized. NCBI's taxonomy places the organism in Eukaryota, Metazoa, Arthropoda, Insecta, Hymenoptera, Formicidae. The record is from RefSeq and is a predicted model, not a curated record.
GAAGAGGCAUUCGGCUACUCGGAAGAGAACUCGCUCAACCGAGAAGAAUUGAUUUCCACAUUAACAGACCGCGACACGCGAAGAGAACACGAGUCAUAGUGAUAAACACUAUGAUAAAAUUUAUGCCAUAACAGAGUUACAGAGGAAGAUAUCGUUAUGGAUAUGAAUUCUAAAUGUCAAAGCAGCAAGAAUGCAAAAACAUAUGUAAAAGCUCAACAAUCGGAAGAUAUCACAGUAAAUAAUAACACAAUUGAAGAAAUCUUUCCAUGGUUAUCAAAAUUCAAUAAAAUUAUACAUUCAUGCACAGGAAAUAGAAAUUAUCGACAUCUUGAACGAUUGCUUUUACUCUAUACCCAGAAUAUUCUUUCUAGCAUACCAGAGAGUAAUGUCAAGUUUAAUGAUGCAAUUAAUUUCAAAAAUCAUAUUAAUAAUAUGUUAAUAUUUUUUCACUUAUAUUGGCUUGAUAUAAAACAGGAUAUAACUGAUCAUAGCCCAUAUUUAAAUAAAAUAUCGGUUUUGUUAAAUUUAUAUAUAGACAUGGAAUUAAAAUCUUUCAUGAAAAAAAGAACUAGUUAUGAUAGAGAUUCUUCUAAAAUUGUUGCAAAGAUUCUUGCAGCAUUGUACAUAUACUUAAAUAACUCGGAAGAGCAUAUUUUCAGAGUAUUACUUAGAAUUAAACAUACGACAGAAAAAUAUAGAAAAAUCUGCAAUCAUAUAUUUAUGAAGAGCUUUACUAAUCUCCAAACAAAGACAACAUCUAUAACUGAUGUAGCUUAUGUCAGAUACUUACUUGCCUUUAAGAUGUGGAGAAAAAUGGAAGAAACUUCUGAUAAAAAAGAAAGAAUUAACAAGUUAGCUCUAAUGUUGCUAGGACCGCGUAUGCCAAACUUGCAAGAUGAAUUAUUAGAAUUUGUGCCUAAACCUCCUAGUCAAGAUAAUGAAACGCUAUGGUUAAUACAGUCAAAUUCAUUUGAUUUAAAACAAGUUCAUAACCAUUUCCUGUUAUUCGAAGACAAAAUGGACUCUAUAAGUUCACAAUGUGUCAAGACAAUUCAUCCUAAUCAGAGCAGUUCAAAAUCUCAGAAGCUUCAAGUAAAUUCGCUAUUUCGUCGAAACAACUUUAAUGGAGAAACAUCUGAUCAAAAAAUAAAUAAAGAAUAUUUAGAUGGCUUGCAAAACAAUAAUAUGCUAUCAAUUAAUGAAAACAAAUCUUUGGAUCAAACUUAUUUACAAAAAAAAGGAACAAGAAACCUUAAACAGCUCAAGAAAAUAAGAAAAAAGCCAAGAAAAAUAAUUAUUGAUUUAACUGGAGAUGACGAGAUAGACAUUCCUUGCAAAAUAAAAAGAAAAAAGACCAAACGAAAUUCGGAAUGUUUGAAAGCUACAAAAAACAUAAGUAAAAAGCAUAUCUGGAAAUAUUCAAGCAAUUUCGCGACUGGUGAAAUUAAAAAAUGUUCUAAUGGAGAUAACAAAAACCUGGGAGAAAAGAUUAAUUUGCAAUGUAAACCUGUUUACAAUAUUAAAAUUAAUGACAGUGCAGAAAAUUGUACUUCAAUUAAUAACAAAUCUUGCUUAAGUGAUAUCUAUUAUAAUAAUGUUCAAAAGAAUGAACAUGUAAAUAUAGCAAAAAAUCAGAUGAAUUCCUGCUUGGAAUUUGUGAAAGGGGACGAAAACAAUUUAUUAUUCAAAACGUGCCAAAAUAAUAUUAUAGAUCAGCAUUCUUUCAAGCAAGAACUACCAACGAGCAUGAAUUAUAAUGCAAUGCAAAAAUCACACAAAUAUUAUAAUACAAUGCCUGGUGAUGUACAUGAUAUUAAUCAUCUUGUAAUAAAGAAAUUGAAAUCUAUAAUAAAUGAUCAUAGUUCACAAAUUACAGAAAUUAUAAAGCAGAAAGUAUGUCAUCAAGUUAAUGAAUGUCCAAAUUGUUAUGCGAAAAUUAUGCCAUUUGUGUUUGCUAAUAAUGACAUUACUGCAGCAAAAGCACAAGAAACUUUGCAUAAUACGUUUAAUGAUAAUGAAAAUGAUAAAUUGGCCUCCGACACCAAUGUAAUUUAUACUCUAAAUGAUUGCAAUAAAUGUGUUUACGUUGUAAAUCAUACAUCAUUCGACGAACGUGUCAUGACUGUACAUGCUGAGAAGAAAAUUCAACAUCUAGAUAAAUCCAAUGACACGUGUACUGUUUCGACUACAUUUACGGAAGAUCAGAUUGUAGAGCCAUCAUAUAAUCAACAUGUCAAUCUUGAAAACAUGAGAAUGAAUAAUUAUGAUAACGCCGCUAAAUACUCUGAAGCUACAAUGAAGGAACAAGAAAAUGAUUGCGAUUCUUCAAUAUUAAAUGAUCGAUUACAUUAUUCAGAAUCUUACACAUUUAACAUUAAUUCUUUCGACAUUGGUUCGAACACAGAAGUAGGUUACGAUCGGAAAAGUUUUCCAAAGAUAGAAAAAACUGAUGAAAUAACGAAGAUUGACGAUGUAGAUAACUUGGAGCACAUGAAUUUCUUAAAUAAUAUGCAAAGUGAAAUUCCUCCAGAUGAUUUUCUCCAACAAUCUUCUGAACUGUCUCAAAUUAAUUUAAUCGGUAUAUCAACCAAAAAAUCAUCCAUAUAUAUCGACAAUGAUAUCACUGAUAAGUACAUUUAUAUUACAGAUACUGGUGACCACGUUAUGAAUACGAAUGUUGAAAAGCGAAUGCAGUAUCUAGAUAAUUCUAACGACAUCUGUACUGUCUCAACUACGUUCACUGGAGACCAAAUUGUAGAGGAUGAUUAUGUCAAUACUGAUGAUAGAAGAAAGUAUGAAAAUGACUCAAAGUAUUCUGCUUCAAAGGAAGCUGCAAUCAAGGAACAACAAGAAAGAAACGAUUGCGAUACAUCAAUGUCAAACGAACGGUUACAUUCCUCCGAACUUUUUACAUUUGAUAUCGACUCUUUUGAAAUAGAUUCAAAAGAAGCUAGUGAGAUAAUGAAGACUGAUUAUAUAAACGACUUUGAAAAUAUCAGUUUCUUACAUAAUAUUGAAACUCUGGAACAUAUAUUAUCGAACAAUACCACCACUAACAAUACAACCACUAACUUCCUAUCUCUGAAACAGUCUCUGUUUGAAUCAGUAUAUACAGAUACAUCUUCAGAUCAUAAUGUACAUACAGAUAUAUCUUUUAAUGAUACAUAUUUAAAUGAAAAAAAUGUCCUAUGCAAUAAUCAAAACGAUACUAUUGAUAGUAGCAUAGAUCUAGUAACUUCUCAUUUAAAUACCGACGAUACCUUUUCGCGAUUACCAACAAAAUCUGAUAAAUCCAUGUUUCAAGGAGCCGUGGGAUUUCGGUAUUCUUCCUGAUAAGUUAAAUAAUCAUGCCUUAACUAAAUGUUUUUAUGUUUGCAAGAAAAAAGAAGGCUUUUAUAUCCUGGAAGAUAGACCUGGAAGAUAAACCAAUCGACAAAUAAAUUUUAUACAUCCAAGAAUAUUUCAUCAAAUUUGCUAAUGAAUUACUUUAUGUUGCAAAGAAAAGAUUCUGCCUCAACAUCAUAUUAUACAACAUAUAUAUUUGCCUUUGGAGGAUUCUGAUGAUUUUUUUAUUUCAAUUUCGAAUAAGAUGGCCAAUUCAAAACAUCAUAUGCUUUUUUAACAUCAUUAAAUCGGAUAUAAUAGAUUAUUUACCGAAGAAACAUCUAUGAAGAAAGAAGUUGCAGCAACGAUUUUUUAAUCAAAAUUAAAUUCUGAUGUUAACGAAAAAAGUGAUGAAAAAUGUCAAGCCUUAAGAGAUGGCUAAACUAACUUUCUAAAGAAUUUUAUACACUUCUGAAUACAUCUCGAUAUUGUGAGAUUUCUCAUCAAUAAAUCAUUAUAAAAGGAAUAUGAAUAUUCUGCUUGAAUGUCUCUGCAACGAUAUAAGAUAUAACUUUAUUUUGAAUGAAUUUUAAUAGAGCAAUUUAAUUAAAAAUAAAUAAUGAUUAUAACCGAAAUCAUAGAUCGUAAAUUAACGAAUAUCAUUAAGAAAUAGAUGUAUCAAAUUAUCGCUCACUGAAGAAACAACUGAGAAGAGAAAAGAAAUAGUAUCUAGAGUUUUGUUUCAUCUAGAUACCAAUAAAGUUAUUCUGGAUCAAUAUUCGAGAAAUAAUUUUAUUUUCUACAAUAAAAGAUCUUAUAUGCAGAAAAGCGCAAGAAAAAUAUUGCAGUGGCGUGAUUGAUUGUCAUUUAUGAUCCUGAAGAAAUCAUCAAUUUUUAACUACUUGCAUAAUGCGCAUUAAGUCUUAUAACUUGAUUGAAAUAAAAAUUGAGCAUAUGAUAUUGAAAAUCAACUUAAACGCUUCCACAAGUUGUUAUUACAAUUAAAUAUACCAUGUAACAUAACUUGUAAAGUUAUUCAAACAUGAUCUAAAAUUAAAAAUCUGUAGAGACAGCUCUUUUAAGUUAUGCUUUGUUAUAAAUUAUUGUAUCAUAUGAUCAAGAAGCACUUCUGACAGAUUUUUUAGAAAUAUGUAUUUUAUGUGUAUAUAUACAAUAUUACGCAUGUAUAUUAUUUUAAUUGCGUUAAAUAUUAAGUAAAUAUGUGAAUAAUGCGAAAUACGUGUUAAAAAGGAAGAUGAAGUAAUUAAUAGUAGUAAUCUGCCCUGGUAAAAGUUAAAUUUCUGAGAUAUAUUUCCGAAGUUACUGCAGAAAUAGAUUAAUAGAAAAAAAAAAA